Colius striatus (speckled mousebird) is the source of this 1057-nucleotide messenger RNA. It is a transcript of the gene COMMD10, whose product is annotated as COMM domain containing 10. The transcript has 7 exons. The coding region runs from base 20 to 649 and encodes 209 amino acids. The record is from RefSeq and is a predicted model, not a curated record. NCBI's taxonomy places the organism in Eukaryota, Metazoa, Chordata, Aves, Coliiformes, Coliidae.
CGGGAAUGCAGAGGCUGACAUGGCGGCGCCCGUCGUCCCGGAGACUGACAGCAUCCGCAGGGCCGUGUCGCUGCUCAACGCUGUGGACCCGGGGCGGUUCCCUCGGCUCCUCUCCCGCGUGCUGCAGAAGCUGCACCUGAAGACUGAAAGUAGCUUCAGUGAAGAGGAGGAAGAAAAGCUUCAGAUAGCUUUUUCGUUGGAAAAGCAGGAUCUUCAUCUAGUUCUUGAAACGAUAUCAUUCAUUUUGGAACAGGCUGUCUAUCAUAAUUUGAGGCCAGCUUCAUUACAACAACAGCUGCAAAACAUUCACCUGGAUCAAGACAAAGCUGAAGCAUUUGCCAGUGCAUGGGCAACUGCAGGUCAAGAUACAAUUGAAAAAUUCAGGCAGAGGGUUUUGACCCCUCAGAAGCUUGAAACAAUUGGAUGGCAGCUUAAUCUUCAGAUGGCAGAGUCCAUGCAAGCAAAGAUGAAGUCUCCUCAAGCAGUGCUAGAGCUGGGAGUGAGCAAUGAAGAUUCAAAGACCCAUGCUUCAAAAUAUUUCACAUCUUUAAGAGCAUUUUCCUGUAGCUGGCUUCCAAGUAAAGGAUAUCUUCAGAACUUGUUGGAAGAGCUCUUUUCAGUUUGUCUGCAUUUGAAGUAUCGCAACUGAAAUUGGACACAGCUGAUGCCUGCCUUCUACAAAGAAGCCCUCAAAACAACGAAUCUCCAUGUGUCUUGUGUACACUCCUGUUAAUGUUCUAGAGAGGGCAGUAUCAUCCCACUGAUGAUUUAACUUGCAGUCGACAGUAGGUUCAGAAUCCUUUUCCACAUAUUCCAAGGGGUCACCAUUUGUGUGAACGUUUCAGGAUUAAAUUUCUUUCAGUACUGCUGAGGAAAGCAUGGUGGCAUGAUUCCUUUGUUGGUGAUGGUUUUGUUUUUUGUUUCCUCAAAACCUGGAACGUUUUUCAUCCUUUAGCAAAGGAAAGGGAGAGGGAAACCAUCUACAUUUGAAAUGCUUGAUAGCAGAAUUCCAAGAGGCUGAUCAUUUCUUUGUUUUUCUUUCUGUUUCCUCUCUUCU